This is a messenger RNA of Phlebotomus papatasi, 1517 nucleotides long. It is a transcript of the gene Cwc25, whose product is annotated as pre-mRNA-splicing factor CWC25 homolog. The transcript has 2 exons. Gene Ontology annotation, cellular component: U2-type spliceosomal complex. The record is from RefSeq and is a predicted model, not a curated record. NCBI's taxonomy places the organism in Eukaryota, Metazoa, Arthropoda, Insecta, Diptera, Psychodidae. Gene Ontology annotation, biological process: mRNA splicing, via spliceosome. Bases 127 to 1464 code for a protein of 445 amino acids.
AUACAAACUUCAGUUUGAGGUUAUGUUUGACGCCCUUUUGUUUAUUUUUAUCAUUGAAAAAAUGCUUAUUUCUGCAUAAUUAAUCAAUUUGCGAAUUACCCCGCGACUCAAGGAUAUUAAAUAGACAUGGGUGGUGGAGAUUUGAAUGCCAAAAAGUCCUGGCAUCCCAACACUCUCAAAAACCAGGAGAGGGUGUGGAAAGUGGAGCAGGCAGAUGCUGCGGAGAAGCGGAAGCUGGCUGAGCUACAGAAAGAGAUCUCAGAUGAACGGAGUAGGGAAGAGUUGAAGAAACUUGCUCAUACUUCCGGAGUAAUUGACAUGGGAGAUGACAAGAAGCUUGAAUGGAUGUACAAAGGCCCCACGGACUCCAUCAAUCGGGAGGAUUAUCUGCUGGGACGCCCUGUGGAUAGGUCCUUUGAACAACUCUCCGAAGCAGACAACCAGAUGAUUGGAGUUACUGUGCCCAAGAAUCAUGUGGAACAUGAGUGUAUUCCCUUCUCUAUCCGGGCAUUCAGAGGCACUCAGGGUGGAGAGCAAGUAGACAUGGCCAGAAAGAUCAUGGAAGAUCCACUGAUGGCAAUAAAACAGAAGGAAAUGGAGUCCAGAAGGAAGAUUCUUGAGAAUCCAGUAAAGCUGAAGGAAUUGCACAGGCUGCUUAAGAUUGAUAAACCCAAGAGUUCAAAGAAAUCCAAGAAGAAGGAUAAGAAGAAACGUAAGAAGCGCAGUUCGGAUUCAGAAUCCGACAAUGGGAAUGAUCUGGAUGAACUUCUGGCUAAGAAAUACAAGAAAAUCCAGUCAGUGAUUAAUGAUGAAAGUGGAGAAGCUAAUCUGGACCUCAAUCAACUUCUGGAGGACAAGUAUGACAAACUAUCGAAGGAACUGGACAAAAUGGGCAGCAAGAGGAAGCACAGUAAAUCCUCCAAAUCCGAGAGAAGAUCAAAGACACCCGAAAAAUCCCGAAGGAGAGAAGAGAAACGCAGGAGGAGUCCUUCGCCAGCCAGAUCUAGGCGAAUGAUGUCCGAUGAUGAAGAUAAUUCCCGGAUAGUUACAAAAAAUUACGGAUUGGUCUCAGCUGAUGGAAGAUCAUUGAAAAUUGACAGUAAAUCACGACGGGAAGAUCGUCCACGGCCUUCAGCGACUGUCACGGACUCCCGGAAGGCAAAAUCCUGGACGAGACCAGAGAGACAGCGUCUCACGGAAGAGGAGAAAGAAGCCAAGCGCCGGGAGAUGAUGGAGAAUGCAGUUUGGAGGGAUCGCGAAAGGGAGAAGAAUGUCAGACGAUAUCGGGAAGAUGAUCGAGCAGCAAGAGCACGAGAUGAUUCCCGCGAAUUCGACAGGAAUUUCAUCAACAAGGAGCUUCACAAGGCAGUGAGCAGGGAAACUGUGGAGUCUCGCAUUAAGUCCAACUUGAACAACAUUCAGCGAUCAUCACACUCAAUGAAUGCCAAUUUUGCUCGUCGGUAGUUUUAAUUGGAUUUAUUGUAAAUUUAGAACAUUAAAAUGGGCUUCAAAUAAAA